AUGACCGCCAUCUCCACCAAAACAGCCACCCACCUCGCUAUCGCACCCACGACGGCCGAAGCAUUUGCCGCCUACUCAGAGGAUAUCACUCGUGCAAUCAUGACAGCCACCAGCCCCAAGCCAGCCAAGCUGCACCACAACUUCAUCAACGAACUCCCGCCAGCUCCACCACCUUCCCCCGUCUUCUUCGCCAUCGACAGUAAUGGCAAGCCCAACGGCAAGAAGCACUCCAAAAUCCCCAGCAUGAGUCUGGAGUAA
This is a messenger RNA of Penicillium atrosanguineum, 258 nucleotides long. RefSeq lists its product as uncharacterized. The record is from RefSeq and is a predicted model, not a curated record. The coding region runs from base 1 to 258 and encodes 85 amino acids. Lineage: Eukaryota; Fungi; Ascomycota; Eurotiomycetes; Eurotiales; Aspergillaceae. The transcript has a single exon.